Messenger RNA from Coccidioides posadasii C735 delta SOWgp, 2326 nucleotides. RefSeq lists its product as uncharacterized. Lineage: Eukaryota; Fungi; Ascomycota; Eurotiomycetes; Onygenales; Onygenaceae. The record is from RefSeq and is a predicted model, not a curated record. Gene Ontology annotation, cellular component: membrane. Gene Ontology annotation, biological process: phosphate ion transmembrane transport.
CUCUUCCCUGAUCCCUGGUGCCCAGAGAGUUAUAUCAACAUAUAGAUAUCCAUCACCCAACUCAUACACAUACAUAGAGAGAGAGUGUGUGUGUGUGUGAGAGAGAGAGAGAGGAAGAGAAUAAGAAAGAAAGCACGAAAGCAGGAAAGGAGGGAAAGAGGAAAAAAGAAAAGAGAGAGAACGAGAACGCGUGCUGACCUUCCAACGACAACUCCAAUUUCCAAUUCCAUCCACUCGCGAUGGCUGUCCUCGAGAAGUAUGACUGGAUCAUAGCCAUCAUCUCCAUCGCCUUCUGCGCGAGCUCCUUCGGUAACGGUGCCAACGAUGUCGCCAAUUCGUACGCGACCUCCGUCGCCGCCCGUACCCUCACCAUGCCGCAGGUCGGUGUCCUCUCCAUGAUCACAGAGUUCGUCGGCGCCGUCGCCCUCGGCUCUCGCGUCACCAAGACCAUCAAGAACGGCAUCAUCGACAUCAACCGCUUCAAUCCCGCUCCAGCUACCCUCAUCCUCGGCAUGGGCUGCGCUGAGGUCGGCAGCGCCUUCUGGCUCAUCACUGCCACCUCCCUGGGCUUCCCUGUCUCCACCACCCAGACCGUCGUCGGCGCCCUCAUCGGCGUCGGCUUCGCCUCUCAGGCCUCCAUCAAAUGGGAGUGGACCAGCGGCUCCGUUUCCCAGGUUGCUGCCUCCUGGGGUAUCGCUCCCGCCAUCGCCGCAGGCUUCUCCGCCAUCAUCUUCGCGACCAUCAAGUACUCCGUCCACAACCGCUCCGACUCCCUCAAGUGGGCACUCCGCAUGAUCCCCUUCUACCUCGCAUUCACUGCCGCCAUCCUCGCCCUCUUCAUCAUCGUCGAGAUCCCCAAUGGCCAGUCCUUCGAGGAGUUUGGCGUCGGCAAGAUGUGCGGCAUCAUCUUCGGUGUCUUCUUCGGCUGCCUCGCCAUCGCCUACACCUUCUUCCUCCCUUACUUCCACCGCCGUCUCGUCAAGGAGGACGCCCGUCUCCGCGCCAGACACAUCCCGCUCGGCCCACUCCUGUGGAAGGACGACCCCUGGAUCUACUGGCCCGCUCCCGCCGACGGCGACUGCGUCAUCGAUUACUAUGAGAGCUCCCACAACCGCACCGCGGACUCUCCCGACGACCUGAAGAAGGAGAACGGCGGUGACUCCUCCGAUGCCGCCAACGUCGAAAAGGGUCCCGUGGGCCCCGCCCAGAGCCCCCUGGCCGCAAAACAGCAUCUCGAGCCCGAUGAGCGUUUCCUCGCCCCCUACCGCCAUCUCCCCAUCUUCCAUCCGCUCCGCCUGUGGUCCUUUGUCAAGUACUUCUUGCUCCAGGGUGUCACCCGCGACUGCGUCACCCACGACUCCGACCGCCUCGCCGCAACCCACGCCCGCGCCGCCCGCUACGACAACAGGGUCGAGCACCUGUGGACCUACGCCCAGGUCGCCAGCGCCAUGGUCAUGUCCAUCGCUCACGGCUCCAACGACGUUGCCAACGCAGUAGGACCCUGGGUCGCCGCGUACGAGACCUAUCGCGCCGGUAUCGUCCAGACCAAGACCGAUACCCCAAUCUGGAUCCUCGUCAUCGCCGGUUUCCUCCUCGGUGCCGGUUUCUGGUUCUUCGGCUUCCACAUCAUCCGCGCUCUCGGCAACCGCAUCACCCAGAUGUCACCCACCCGUGGCUUCUCGAUGGAACUCGGAGCCGCCAUCACCGUCCUACUCGCAUCCCGCCUUGGUCUCCCCGUCAGCACCACCCAGUGUUUGACCGGUGCCACCGUCGGAACCGCCCUGAUGAACUACGAUCUCGGCGCCGUCAACUGGCGCCAGCUCCUCUGGAUCUUCGGCGGUUGGGUUCUAACUCUUCCAUGCGCCGGUCUGGUCUCCGGUAUCCUGAUGUUGAUGGCCUUGAACACGCCGCACUUUUAGCCUUGUGUUGACGCUUUCUUUUGUCAAGUCAUUUGUUCUAUCAGCAUGGAUAACUCAUUUCUAAUACCCCCCAUUUUCUUGUGUAUCUCCCCCAUGCCUUUUUUCUCCCAUGUGUAUUUUCUUAUUUCUUAUUUCUUCUUCUUUUUUAACUUUUUAUUUUUAUUUUUAUUAUUUUUUUUUUUUUUUUAUAAAAGAGAAAAUCGAAAAUCCUCGGUUCCUCUGUCAGGAUAGUCAAUUUCACUCCGUGUGCACUGACUGGCUGAUGGUUAUGGGAGACUCGAUCAUGUUGGAAAAAGUUGGGACGGCCAUUUUACAGGAGUUUCUUGUUGGUUCGAGAGCGAUCUUGCUGCUGUUUCUCCUCCGAUAUUGUCCGCCACCAGUAGCAUUCUUUAACUAGAUCAUACCCA